This is a messenger RNA of Cuscuta europaea, 2402 nucleotides long. The record is from the annotation of a GenBank genome assembly. NCBI's taxonomy places the organism in Eukaryota, Viridiplantae, Streptophyta, Magnoliopsida, Solanales, Convolvulaceae.
UAUUAAAUUGAAAAACCAAUCACAGAAAUGAUGAUGAAGUGAUGAACUUCCAGAGUUAAUCACCGGGAUUAAAUGCUGAUGAUGAAUAACCGGGAUUUGGUGUGCAUUCCGGAGUUAAAUGGUUGAAGCAACACAUAGUUGACGGUAACAGGGAUGUUGAAAAAUGCACAAAGACAACUCCAAAAAUAAGAGCUUUGAUAGGCAAUUAUAUGAAAAGCAAAAUGAAGGAUAAAGUGAAAGUGAGUGUUGAAUUGGAUGAUGAAGAUGAUGAAUUGGACGAGGAUCCUACCACACAAGGAUCAAUUUGUGUUUCUUCUAUUCAUCCAGUUCCUAGUUCUGGAAUGGCGAGCAAAAGGAAGCGUGUGGAGCAGUCUACUCUAAAGUUUCAGCAUUCACUACCAAAAUCAAGUAAGCCAAUCAAUUUUGUUGCUUCAAUGAUUAGAAAGUUGCCUGAAUAAGUGAUUGAAGAAAGGCGCUCUUUGAGUAAGGGUCAACGGACUCUUGAGGCUUGUACUAAAUCCAAAGAAGAUGUGAAGAAAGUUCAUUGGUACAUUGCAGAUUUUUUCUAUGAGAAUGACAUGCCUUUCAAUGUUGCAAACUCAAGAAGCUACGAGAUUAUGAUUAAAUCAAUUGAUCAGUUUGGGCCCGGACUGAAACCUCCAUAUUACCAUGAAUUAAGGGUGCCUCUUUUCCAGGAAGCUGUGAAGGAUACAGAAAAGUUCAAGGAGAAACAUAAAAUUGCUUGGAAGCAAUAAGGAUGUACACAUAUCGGAUGGAUGGUCGGAUAAAAGGAGUCAACACUUGUUUAAUUUUCUCGUUAAUAGUCGAGAAGGAACUUUCUUCCUGGAGUCAAUUGAUGCUUCGCAUGAGUCACAAGAUGCAAAAAUGUUGGAGCAUUGCUUGAGAAACAGAUUCAAAAGAUUGGCAAAGAGAAUGUCAUUCAAGUAUUGAUAGAUAAUGGGGCGAACUACAAAGCAACAAGGAAGCUACUAGAGCAGCGACACUUUCCUGGACUCCUUGUGCGGCUCACUGCCAAGACCUUGUGAUGGAGGAUAUUGGGAAACUCAUUGAGUUUAAGCCUUGGAUUGAUAGUGCGAAACGUUUCACUACUUUCAUUUAUAGGCAUACAAGGAUUCUAAGUGCAAUGAAGGAGAGAAAAGGUGGAAGAGAUCUAAUGAAGGUUGGCAUGACACGGUUUGCCACAACAUUUCUCACUUUGCAAAGUUUAUGUAAAUAUAGAGAACCAUUGAGAAAUCUGUUUGUGAGUGAUGAUUGGAAUAAUUUGAAGUUGUCAAAUACAACAGUGGGGCAAAGAGUAUGUGACACUAUUAUUGCUUCUGAGUUUUGGAAUGGGGUGGAGGAUUGUUCGAGAGCAACUCAUCCACUUCUUGUUGUUCUGAGGAUAGUCUAUGGCGAUGAACAGCCAUAUGAGCUUGCCAUGGCUAUGAGAGAAGCUUAGAAGAAAAUAAAUGAAUCAUUUGCAAAUAAGCCCAGAGUGUUGAAAAAGCUGAUGAAGAUUAUUGAGGAUCGAUGGGCAGAUCAAAUUGAAGUAAAGUUGUAUGGGGUUGCUUUAUUUCUCAACCCUUCUAAAUAUUUUGACUUGAAAAAGACUAAUAUUGCAUAUGCUUAUGAGCAACGAGAGUUAUUUAAUAAUGUCUUUUACAAGAUGAUCGGUGAUGAUGAGUUGGAAGGCAAGAUUAGUAAGCAUGAUUAUGAUUUCUUGCAUGGAGGAUUUCCAAAGCCAUUACCAAUCAAACAUCAAAAAACAAAGACUCCUCAUAAGUCAUACCUCCGUCCCAAUUUGAUGAUCUUGUUUCUUAUUCACUUGAUCAACACAAACCACUCUUAAUCUCUUACUUUGUAUAUCAAACUUUUAUCGAAUUUGAUUUUUCUUUUUUGCGACUUAGUAAAACUUUAAAUGUAGUUUCUAAACAUGUAAAUUUUGUUUACUAAAAAUAAUGAGUGUGGACAGGAAUCUAUUUGCUUUAGAGUCGGUCAAACCUCGUAAACCGCAAUCAGACCAUCAAAUUGGGACGGAGGGAGUAGUAUUUAUUUUAAAAUUUUAUGACUUCUAUAUUCUAAUUUCUAAAAACUCUUGUAAAUAUUAAUAGUUGAUUGGUGGAAUGCUUUUGGUGGCCAUACUUUGGGUUAAGGCCAUGCUUUGAAUAUCAUAAUAGGCCUUCGUGUUUGUUCUUCGGAUUGCAAACACAAUUGGAAUACGUUUGAAUUUAUAAGCUCUAUGCAUGUAUCUUGAAGAAAUGGAAUAUCUAGAAUUUGCUAAUCUGUCAUUAGAUGAGCCUGAGCUGGAGAUUGUGUUUAUUACCGAAUGAAUUAUUAAGUCGUGUCCUUUUUAUUAAUUAUUCAUACAAUGGCUUACAAACAAUGUUGAUGUUUGGAUAAUU